AUGGACUGGUCGACCGUCACUUUCGUGCGUCUCGGCUUCAACCCGCUCGUGACCUUUGCCUUUGUCGAGCUUUCACCGCAGCUCGCCUUCUUCGAGAUCAAAGACUGCCCGAUCUCCAACUUUACCGUGACGCCACAGACGUACGCAGCGUUGAACGCGUUGAAGAAAUGGGACGGCGAUACCGACAACUACGCCGGGUUUGUCGUCACACGCAGCAUCUUGACGAGCUCGUCGGCCUGCGCGGCCAUCAACGGACAGAUUCGGUCGCUCUGGGCAUCGUCGGCGUCGUACACGAUCAGCGUCUGCGUUGCGAGUCCAGGGGCUUCCAGUGUCGACCCGUCGAGUGCACCGGCACCCGUCACCAAGGCACCCAUCACCAAGGUGCCUAGUCCGUCCAGCGGGUCGCAGGCGUCUGGCAAGGACAAGGACCCGCCCUCUGACGCCAAUACGGGCCUCAUCGUCGGGCUCAUCAUUGGUGGCCUCGUCAUCGUCGUGCUCGUUGUCCUGCUAAUUCGACGCCACCAGUCCGACAAGACGCCCCCGGUGACCGCCGAGUACCACUACGCGCCGCCGACGACGCAGGCGUACGUGUACCAGCCGAUGGAGGCCGAGCCCUACCAGUACCAGUCGCCCGAGCCGCCGUUGUACGUGCCGCCCAAGCAGCCCGCGCCGGCGCCGGCACCGAGCCAGUAUGCGCCGACGUGCGUUGCGAGCAGUCGCAGCUCCAACUACGCGAUUCCGACCGGCGGCUCUGGCCCGUUUGUUCCGCCACGUACGUCUACAGGUGGCUCGGGCGGCCACGUUGCAUCGAGCGGCAGUCUCCCGACAGCGACCUCGAUCAUGUCCGAGGGCGACAUCUUCCUCGACGUCGCGCCGCUCCGGCCCCACAAGCUCGAGCUCGCAGAUCUGACAGUCAUUUCCGAGCGCCCGAUCUCGUCCGGGGCGUACGGCGAGGUGUGGCUCGGCCAGCACGGCAACGAAAAGGUCGCGAUCAAGAAGCUCAAGGACCAGUCGCCCGCCAGUGUCUUUCAGUUCAUCGAAGAGAUCAAGCUACUCUCGCGAAUGAACAGCGAUUUUAUCGUCAAGUUUGUUGGCGCGAGCUGGCGCCGUCCGAUCGAAAUGGAGUGCGUCGUCGAGUACAUGGACCUCGGCGAUCUGCGCAACUACCUCGCGACCAACUCGCCGGCGUCGUUUAGCUGGGACCAAAAGCUCAAGUCCAUUGUGAGCAUCGUCCGCGGCCUCGUCUACCUCCACACGUUCAGCCCACCGAUCAUCCACCGCGACCUCAAGUCCCGCAACGUCCUCCUCGACUCGAAGAAGGGCACCAAGCUCACCGACUUUGGCUCGUCGCGCGAGAUUGACGAGUCGACGCUGACCAACGGCGUCGGCACCUACCAGUGGAUGGCGCCCGAGAUCAUCAUUGGCACCGAGUACACGGUCGCGGCCGACAUUUACUCGUUCGGUGUGAUUCUGUCCGAGUUUUCGACGCACAACGUGCCGUACUCGGACCUGGUCAACCCGGGCACGGGUCGUCCGUGGAACCAGCAGUAUAUCAUCACCAAG
Saprolegnia parasitica CBS 223.65 is the source of this 1563-nucleotide messenger RNA. Its product is annotated as TKL protein kinase. NCBI's taxonomy places the organism in Eukaryota, Oomycota, Saprolegniomycetes, Saprolegniales, Saprolegniaceae. The transcript is spliced from 8 exons. The annotation marks the transcript as partial. Gene Ontology annotation, molecular function: ATP binding; protein kinase activity. The record is from RefSeq and is a predicted model, not a curated record. Gene Ontology annotation, biological process: protein phosphorylation.